Messenger RNA from Neltuma alba, 2115 nucleotides. RefSeq names its product probable serine incorporator. NCBI's taxonomy places the organism in Eukaryota, Viridiplantae, Streptophyta, Magnoliopsida, Fabales, Fabaceae. The record is from RefSeq and is a predicted model, not a curated record. Bases 462 to 1655 code for a protein of 397 amino acids. The transcript has 14 exons. Gene Ontology annotation, cellular component: membrane.
UUGACAUCUUCCUUUUUGGAAAUCUUUUAACAUUUAAUCGACAAGAUUUAAUCUCCUUUAUCAUCUAAUGCUGUUCUUCCUUUUUCGAACAACCAACGAGAGUCAAGUCGGUUUCUGUUUCUCUGUUUUCUCCUCCCAGAGGACCCAGAUAUUUCAUUCGUUAAUGCAUUCCCCUUCUUCUCAUUCAUAUCCUUCUAAUCAGAUACAGAUUAGGGAUCGCCAGUCUACCGAAACUCACUUCUCGUUGUUGAAAGGGAAAGCCGUUUUUGUAAUGAUGCAAAAAACGAGAUGAGAACAAGAAAGAAAGGUGGAAAAUGAGGCUAAAAAACUCUGUUGAUACAUGUCAUUAUACAUUUAUGCCAUAUCCCCAGAAAGGGGAAAUAAAGAUCUUACUGGAAGAGAUCCUCACUUCCUUUAUGAUCCGCUCAUGCUCCUUGUAACGUAGCUGCUUUGAAGAAUAGAUGGAAAGUGGUGCUAAUCGCGGUAAUAAUGAGAGUUCUAACAUUUAUAAGGAUUCUUCGUGGUUCAGUCAAUUCCGGAAUGCAUCCAAUCCUUGGAUGGCAAGAUAUGUCUAUGCCUUGAUUUUUCUAGUCGCAAAUCUGCUAGCAUGGGCAGCUCGUGAUUUUGGCCACGGUGCUUUAAUCGAAAUGAAGAGAUUGGAAGGAUGCAAUGGUGGGAAAGACUGUUUGGGUGCGGAAGGCGUUCUGCGGGUGAGCUUGGGUUGCUUUAUAUUUUAUAUCAUAAUGUUUUUGUCAACUGCUCGUACUUCUAAAUUGAAUGAAGCCAGAGACAACUGGCACUCCGGGUGGUGGUCAGUCAAGAGUGUUCUUUGGGUCGGAACGACAAUCAUCCCAUUUCUACUUCCUUCUGGCGUGAUUCAGCUCUAUGGGGAGAUUGCACACUUUGGAGCCGGGGUUUUCCUUCUUAUUCAACUAAUAAGCAUAAUCAGCUUCAUUACAUGGCUGAACGAUUGUUGCACAUCUGAAAAAAAUGCAGAAAGAUGUCAAAUCCAUGUGAUGUUAUUUGCUACCACUGCUUAUGUUAUUUGCUUGGUGGGGAUCAUUUUAAUGUUCAUUUGGUAUGCACCACAACCAUCUUGCCUCCUCAACAUUUUCUUCAUCACCUGGACCUUAGUACUUCUUCAGCUCAUGACAAGUGUGUCUCUGCACCCAAAAGUGAAUGCUGGCAUUCUAACUCCAGGGCUCAUGGGUCUUUAUGUUGUAUUCCUAUGCUGGUGCGCAAUUAGAAGUGAACCGGCAGGAGAUAACUGCAUCAGGAAGUCAGACUCUGCAACCAAAACUGACUGGCUUAGCAUCAUCAGCUUUAUUGUUGCAGUGCUGGCAAUCGUUGUUGCAACGUUUUCAACAGGCAUAGAUUCUAAGUGCUUUCAGUUCAGGAAAGACGAUACACCAGCAGAAGAUGAUGUUCCAUAUGGUUAUGGCUUCUUCCAUUUUGUUUUUGCCACCGGAGCAAUGUACUUUGCAAUGCUUUUGAUUGGCUGGAAUAGUCACCAUGUUAUGAGAAAAUGGACAAUUGAUGUAGGCUGGACCAGCACAUGGGUUAGAAUAGUUAAUGAAUGGCUGGCAGUUUGUGUUUACUUAUGGAUGCUGAUAGCUCCAGUCAUAUGGAAGAGCAGACAUAAUGAUUCCACAUGAGAACUUCCAAAAUAUCCUAUUCUCUCCAAGAUUUUAUCAUUGGUGGAGGCCUUCGCUCUCCAGAUUGUCCCGUUUAUCUGCUGCACAUGCAGUGGACUCCUCCAAUUCUGCCUGAUCGAAAACAGAGCUGCAACACACAGGAAACAUCUCUGGCAGAAGGCACGAUUCUACAGCUAUGCACAUAUGAAGAUUGGAUUCCCCCCCCCCCCUUUAUAUGAGAUAUUUAGCCCCCUUCCUCCAUAGAAAAGAUACAAGAUAUCAUGCUUUCUAGGCAAAUGCUUCUGUACGUGCAUCGCUGAGGGAGCAUGAUGUUUGUAAAAUCAUUUAAAGGAUGCUUAUUAGAAAUUUUAGUGUUUAAUCAAAAUUGAAGAAGUCAAUUUUGAAAAAUAGAUAUAAAAUGUAAUUUUUUUCCCCUUGAAUUAUGAUGCUUAAUCAUAGCAGACGGUGAAGUCUCAACUGU